Molecule: messenger RNA, 840 nt
Organism: Paraphaeosphaeria sporulosa
Lineage: Eukaryota; Fungi; Ascomycota; Dothideomycetes; Pleosporales; Didymosphaeriaceae
Exons: 2
Coding region: 166-840 (224 amino acids)
Source: RefSeq, a predicted model, not a curated record
CGCGCGAACCUGUAGGCUAGGAGCUGAUCUCAAACGACCUAUUAGGCGCUUGUUGGUUUCUAGGAUGAAUGACAGCCAUGUUUAAAGACUCCAAAGAGCCCAUGUCAUAACGGUCUUGCUUAGGUGACCUCUAACCCGACAACCUGGAUUCCAGAGUAGAUCAGUAUGUCCCUUCGCUGGUCAAAGCGUAUGUUCCCCCUUGCUCGUCCGUCCGGGGGCGAUUUGUAUGCGCGCGGCUCUCGGCCUGAGUCUAACCCAUGCCUUGACGGAUGCUCCGAGAACAACUUCAGACGUGCUGCUUUCGCAGUCUCUCGGAGUGGAAGUCGCAGGCCUGCAUACCAUGUCAGGCGAGAGCAGGGGACUGAAGGUGCAACCACGAGCACUUCACUAAGUCGAACCACGACAACGAGUAUCGAAGCUACCGCGACGCCGAGUGCCUUAUCAAUUGAAUCACCAUCACCUUCUUCAUCUACGACUGCGACGGCUGCACCGUCCAACCGCCCAAACUUCGCCGCCAUUGCAGGAGCCGCAGCCGGAGGCUUCGUCUUUCUCCUACUUGUCGGCAUCAUCAUUUUCUUCUGGCUCCACACGCAGAAGUCGCGCCGACACCACAACCGCACUUUCGAACGCCGGGUAUCAGAUUCCGGAGAUGCGGGAGAGAUGGCGCAAAAGCAACUUGUGAGGGUCUCAAUUGUAGCCGAGGAGCCUCCCAGCAUGCGUCCCGCGCUAUCGAUGCAGAGCCAUUCACGUAUCGGCACUACUCAGCUGAGGACUUCCAUUUGCCCCAAUCACCGGCCACUGCCUGGAAAACGUCUCACCGACCUACAACUUGGGAUCUAA